Messenger RNA from Penicillium taxi, 732 nucleotides. RefSeq names its product nicotinamidase. Bases 1 to 732 code for a protein of 243 amino acids. The transcript has 2 exons. The record is from RefSeq and is a predicted model, not a curated record. Lineage: Eukaryota; Fungi; Ascomycota; Eurotiomycetes; Eurotiales; Aspergillaceae.
AUGGCUUCAAUAGUGGAUAAUGGGCCCUUUGUGCCUGCUCUGAUUGUGGUUGACAUGCAGGAAGACUUCUGUCCACCUAAUGGAUCACUGGCUGUCGAAGAUGGCAGAUCCAUCGCUCCAUUAAUCAACUCUCUUCUCGCCCAACCUGGGUUUGUGAUACGUAUUGCAACCCAAGAUUAUCAUCCCACAGACCAUAUCUCCUUCGCCAGCAACCACCCCGCACCUAACAACCGCCCUUUUAAGUCCUAUAUUGAAAUGAAGAAUCCCAAUCCAGCGCCUGGUCAAGACCCCGAAACGAAGCCACAGCUUCUGUGGCCCGUUCACUGUGUAGCUGAGACUCAAGGAGCUGAGGUCAUCCCCGAGAUCGACGCCGGUCGCAUCGACCUUGUGGUUCACAAAGGCAAGCAUUCGCAGGUUGAGAUGUACUCUGCAUUUGCAGAUGCUUUUGGCAACCUCGACCCGACUAUCACUAUGCAGUCCGUCAGUAAAGACAUAACCUCUGAGCUCCAGGCCAAGGGUGUGACAGAUGUCUUUGUUGUUGGGCUGGCCGGCGACUUCUGCGUCAAGUACACCGCCAUCGACGCCAUCAAGGCUGGGUUCCAGAGCUGGCUCAUUGAAGAGGGGACCAAGUGUGUUUCUCCGGCUGGCUGGGAUCAGGUCAAAGCGGAGCUUCGUAGUGCUGGAGUGUCGGUGAUUCACGCAGACGAUGCGGUUGUGAAGAAGCUGGCAUGA